CGAGUUAGAUUUCUAAUUGUUGAAUAGAAACUCUAGAAAAUUUGAAGGAAUUUAUUUCUAAAGCAUUUGCUAACGUUCGAUUUCAGCUUACACUUGCUCGCUGUCAUACAAGUCCGGUGCCUCCUGUGGUCCAGCGGUUACUCGUUGGUACUACGACUCGACCACAAGGACAUGCCAAACGUACUCAUUUAAUGGUUGUGACGGAAAUUCGAACAAUUUCGCCACCCAGCAGGACUGCAAGGACUACUGUCGUGUAGAGUCAUGCCCGGAUGGAGGAGAGGUUUGGAAGGAACAAAAUGGUGCAGCUCGAGCAUGCACUACUAGUCGUCAGUGCCCCUCAACACAUUAUUGCACACCAGUGACCACGUGGACCGGUGAGAAUCUUUGCAGAGUCAUGAACUGUCUACCAAACAAAAUCAUUGUGCUGUCCAUCGAAGAAUUUCGUUUGCUCUCAGCCGAGAGAUGUGGGAGUACGUUGCUCGAGUACACGGAUCACGAGAUGGUACUUCAACGCUGA
Messenger RNA from Strongylus vulgaris, 517 nucleotides. NCBI's taxonomy places the organism in Eukaryota, Metazoa, Nematoda, Chromadorea, Rhabditida, Strongylidae. The record is from the annotation of a GenBank genome assembly.